This is a messenger RNA of Cylas formicarius (sweet potato weevil), 871 nucleotides long. RefSeq names its product trypsin-7-like. Gene Ontology annotation, molecular function: serine-type endopeptidase activity. Bases 6 to 848 code for a protein of 280 amino acids. The record is from RefSeq and is a predicted model, not a curated record. The transcript has 6 exons. NCBI's taxonomy places the organism in Eukaryota, Metazoa, Arthropoda, Insecta, Coleoptera, Brentidae. Gene Ontology annotation, biological process: proteolysis.
GCAAAAUGGAACUGGAUUUUGGAAAUCUUGAAUUGGGUGUUUUGUUCCUAGUAAAAGUUAAUUCAGUAGACGCCAAAAUGAUGUUGUUGGCGUUGUUUUGCUUACUGUUCGCGGUUGCCAAAUGUUCGCCGAUUGUAAGAAUGACCGGUGGAACCAAUGCAACCGAAGGGCAGUUUCCUUUUAUGGUCUCUAUCAGAAAUGGUUAUGGCACCUAUCAUUUGUGCGGUGGCACUAUUCUAGAUAAGAGGUGGAUCCUAACAGCUGCGCACUGUAUGGAUGACUACGGACUAUGGUCAGUGAGAUAUGGUACAAUUGAAUUAGAUGAAGGAGGUAUGGAAGAGGAAAGGAAUAUUAGAAUCAUGAACAAAUUUGUCCAUCCGGGAUUUAUUAACGAUUACAAUGAAAAUGGCGAUUGGGUUACCGAACAUGAUAUAGCGCUCGUUCAGCUUGUAGAAAGUUUACCAUUCGGUCCGACAGUGCAACCGAUCGAAUUACCGGAACAAGACGCUCUUAUACCCUUUAACAAAACCGGAGUCCUUGUCGGCUGGGGACAUACGGAUUUGUUCGAUGAACCUUCUGUUCUUCAAUACGCCAAAUUGACAAUCUUCGAUCAAGAUUACUGUUACAGUAAGUUGGGAUUUCCCUAUAACUACGAACAGAAUUUAUGCGCGGGAACUCCAACAAAUGACGCCAGUCAGUGUUCUGGUGAUAGUGGAGGUCCAUUGGUUGCUGACGCAGUCCAGGUGGGAGUGGUCUCCUGGUCCUUAAGCGGGUGCGGUAGAGGACCCGGUGCAAUGACUCGCGUUUCUAUCCACAGGGACUGGAUAAGAAAUGUCACCGGAAUUUAAAUACGCUGAGAAUAAAUUACGUA